GCCAUGUACCGGGCUCUGUACAGCUUCCGCUCCGCUGAGCCCAACUCGCUGCCCCUCGCCGCCGGGGAGACCUUCCUGCUGCUGGAGCGGAGCAACCAGCACUGGUGGCUGGUGACCCGCGCGGGCUCCGGGGAGACGGGCUACGCGCCGGCCUCCUACCUGCAGCGGCUGCAGGUGCUGGAACAAGAUGUGGUUUUGCAGUCUAUUGACCGAGCUAUUGAGGCUAUCCACAAUGCAGCUAUGAAGAAUGGAGGCAAAUACAACUUGGAGCAGAGGGAUGUCCUCCAGAAACUGAUCCAUCAUCGGAAGGAGACUGUGUCACGCAAAAGUCACUCACCAACCAGUCAGGGAAUGAUUUUGACCCCAUCCUCCAGUGAUCACCUUUUGGAUUUAGCACGACAGCCCAAUGGCAUGUGCCGGACAGGUUACGAGCGACAUCACAGCCUGCCAAACACGGAGAUCCAAGAGGAUGAUGAAGGUCUUUACCAGAUCCCGCCACAGCCUCGACGUGCUGCUCCUGUCACACCCCCACCACCAGAGAAACGCAAGAAUGCGCAGAUGGAAGCACCCAUUAGAAAUGCUGUUGAAAUCACCUCUGGGUCCAUUUCCAGUGCCUCCUCUAUAAGUACAACUUCCCUGGAUACCUUGUACACUGGUUCCACUGCAUCAGAAACAGGUCUCCCUACAGCCACUUCCAGCCCCACCAACACCCCUCCCCCUGUCCCCAGCAGGAGUGCCCACACCACAAUAUCACGCAGCUUGGAUAUUAGUCCUUCAGCCCAACUGAAGCAUGGGACUUCAACAAAGGGUGGUGCAACCAAAUCUCCCCAGACCAAGAGGGCUGCCCCAGGACCUCCUGUUGAAACAGCGGGUCAGAGGUCUCUCCCUAUGGAUGAGGAGAAGAAUCUGCAAGUCAAGACGACUGCUCCAGCUCCAUCCGGGGGCUUAGAAGCCUUCAACUCUCUUUGCCUUGAUGAUAAGAAGGCAGCUGCUUUGGAGCUGUUGGCACCAGAAUCCAGCAGCCAGGCAGUGUCUGUGCCAAAGACAAUAGGUGCUGAACUGAUCGAGCUGGUGCGCAGGAACACCCACCUCAGCUAUGAGCUGUCACGGGUUGCUAUCGGUGUAGUGAUUGGCCACAUUCAGAGCUCCAUCCCAGCAACCAGUAAUGUCAUGGAGCAGAUCCUCAUCUCGUUGGUGGAAAGUAAGAAUCUGAGUUCUGGGCUGCCUUCAGGGCAGAUCUGCCAUGAUGAGCAGCGGCUUGAGGUGAUCUUUGCAGAUCUGGCCAGGCACAAAGAUGAUGCCCAGCAGCGCAGCUGGGCACUCUAUGAGGAUGAAAAUGUCAUCUGCUGCUAUUUGGAAGAGCUGCUCCGUAUCCUGACAGAUGCAGAUCCUGACGUUUGCAAGAAAAUGUGCAAAAAGAAUGAGUUUGAAUCAGUCCUGUCCCUUGUGGCAUAUUAUCAGAUGGAACACCGAGUGCCAUUGCGGCUGCUGCUGCUGAAGUGCUUUGGAGCAAUGUGCAACUUGGAUGCUGCUAUUAUCUCCACUCUCGUUAACUCCGUCCUUCCAAUGGAGCUGGCUCGUGACAUGCAGACUCAUACGCAAGACCAUCAAAAGAUGUGCUACUCUGCACUGGUUCUGGCUAUGAUAUUCUCCAUGGGAGAGCCGCUGCCAUAUCACCACUAUGAGCACCUCAACUCACAGUUUGUCCAGUUCUUGUUGGAUGUGAUUGAAGAGGGGCUGCCCUCAGAUACCACAGAGCAACUGCCUGACCUGUUUGUUAAUGUCCUUCUGGCCUUUAAUCUCCACAUUCCAGUUCCAGAACACAAUGUGAUCAUGACUACGGUGAGCAAGCACUCCAACGUCAAGACCUUCACAGAAAAGGUGCUGUUGCUACUGAACAGGGGAGAUGAUCCGGUUUGUAUCUUCAAGCACCAGCCUCAGCCGCCGCAUUCGGUGCUGAAGUUCCUUCAGGACAUCUUUGCCAGCAAGGAUACCGCAAACAUCUUCUACCACACAGACAUGAUGGUGAUGAUUGACAUAACGGUGCGGCAGAUUGCCGAUCUCUCCCCUGGAGAUAAGCUGAGGAUGGAGUAUCUGUCUCUAAUGCAUGCGAUCAUGCGUUCCACACCCUACCUGCAGCAUCAGCACCGUCUCUCUGACCUGCAAGGUACCUUGCAGCGCAUUUUGGCUGAGGAAGAGGAGGGGCAGCAGUGCCAGAUGGACAAAAUGAUCAUCUGGGAAAUGUAUAAGGAGUUCCCAGAAAUGUCUCCAGGAACCAGCUAA
Emys orbicularis (European pond turtle) is the source of this 2283-nucleotide messenger RNA. It is a transcript of the gene NCKIPSD, whose product is annotated as NCK interacting protein with SH3 domain. NCBI's taxonomy places the organism in Eukaryota, Metazoa, Chordata, Testudines, Emydidae. The transcript is spliced from 13 exons. Gene Ontology annotation, biological process: endocytosis. The coding region runs from base 4 to 2283 and encodes 759 amino acids. Gene Ontology annotation, molecular function: protein binding; Arp2/3 complex binding. The record is from RefSeq and is a predicted model, not a curated record.